Molecule: messenger RNA, 1035 nt
Organism: Punica granatum (pomegranate)
Lineage: Eukaryota; Viridiplantae; Streptophyta; Magnoliopsida; Myrtales; Lythraceae
Source: RefSeq, a predicted model, not a curated record
AUGAAAUUCUUCGAGCAGGACGAGUGCACUCCCCGGUUCUUCAUGACUUGGCUCUUGCCCGCAAAACAGUUCGGGCCAAGGGAGUUCCUUUCCAUAGACAGCCUCUUCAAGGCCCACCCUUCCGGCUGCUUGUUAAUAAUAUCCAGCUCCAUGGAUUCGAUCCACGGGCUCAGGAUCUUGAAGCCCCUGAUCAGAAAGGGCUUCAGGAUGCUCUCGGUCACACCGGAUCUGCUGUUUUUGGUCGAGAACACACCAGCUCGGGCUUGGUUCAAGGGGAGGAAGGAUGGGAAGAGAGACCCAGGAGUGAUUUCUUUAGGACAGAAUCUCUCAAAUCUUAUGAGGCUUGCAUUCUUGGACAGAUACGGCGGGGCUUAUAUGGACACAGACUUCAUAGUCCUGAGGAAGUUCGAUGGGUUCAGGAAUACAAUUGGGGCCCAGACCAUGGAGGUUGUGUCCAGCAACGGGACAACAUCUCACUUGACCUUAAACAAUGCAGUCCUAGUGUUCGGACCAGAACAGCCGCUAGUGUACAAAUUCCUAGAGGAGUUUGCAUCGACGUUCAAUGGGAGCAAGUGGGGCUUUAAGGGGACCUCACUUGGUGACUGGGAUUGUCAAGAGGCUUGGAUCGAGGCCAGGACUGGGCACAGACCGUAUCGGAGGGGACAAUUACACGGUUCUGCCACCGUAAGCGUUUUAUCCAGUGACAAUUACACGGUUCUGCCACCGGAAGCGUUUUAUCCAGUGGACUGGAACAGGAUCCGGAAGCUAUUCAGGAGGCCCAGAAGCAAGAGCGAGGCCCAAUGGGUCAAAGAUCAAGUGGUACGGCUGAGCAGAAUUGCAUAUGGGGUGGUCCAUUUGUGGAACAGGAGGAGUAGAAGGUUAAGGAUUGAAGAGGGGAGUGUCAUGGAGAGGUUAAUGUUGGAUCAUCGUGUCUUCUUCUUCUUCUUCUUUGUUAAAUUUUUGAGAGAUAAAAGAUGUUUCGGCUCAGCGAAUCGUGCGAGACCAUGUUCGGGGCUCCUUGAACCGUGCUCAUGA